CAGCACUGCUGGCUACACUGGUUCAAGAAGUGUACAGAGUCAGUACUGUAAAGUGGAUCUCGUUUACCAGAAGUCUCUCUCCACUCCCUCUCCAAUUUCCAAGAUAUAUUUUUCUUGGAGCAUAGAUAUGUCAGAAAUAGACUGCGCGUUUCCUAUUUUCUCUGUGGAAACCUCAGACAAAGAUAGAUGCUUUCACUCGUGUCUCUAUUCUUGUUUAGUGACGCGGUGAUUGGCGGACAAGAAACGUAGUAGGAAUGAGAAAUAGCGUAGUGGGGGUGAUAGUGGCCAAUUGUAGCGUUAUCCGAGUUGUCUCUCGAGUGACAACUCGAAUGAGGAAUUCCCACUCCAGAUGUUGAAAAAUAGAGACAGAGACAAGAGUGAAAGCAUCUGUCCCGCUCUGAAGUUUGACUAUAGAGCUUAUACUCAUGGAGAGGCCCUGCGACCGCAAAGGAGGAUCGACAAAGAGGGAUAUAUUUUUCUGUUUCAACUGUGGCCACUUCUUAUAGAAGAGAAUAACAGAGAACACGGAGUGGGAGAGCCACAGUUGAGAUAAAAUAUAUUGAAAUAUAUCUCUCUUUGUCGAUCCUCCCAGCGGAGUCCUCUCUAUGGUUAGCAUAUAGGCAGGGCCUCUCCAUGAGUAUAAAAGCUCUAUGGGUCUGACUCACUUCCCCUCUCACACAAGCAGUCUAUUUCUUGUACGCUAUGCUUGGAGCAGCUUGGAGCCGUGCGAGCUUAGAAUGACGUAUGGACUAACUUGAAUCGGUCCAUAUAUGCACCAAACCUUGGAGUGGGUGCAAUAUGAUGCACUUGGAUUUGGAUGCAGCUCUGCGUAAACUUGCUGCUGUUAUACACAUCCCUUCCACUGCUUCAGCAUGCUCAAGCACGCUGUAAGAGCCAAAACUGAAACACUGCUCUUGUGUAUGAGAGCUUCGAGGAGAUCAGAUAUACAUUGUGCAACAAAUGUAGUUUAAAUAAACUGAACAACAGUGGAAAGGGAAAGGUUUCACGUGAAGUUAGUACAUGAUCGAUUAUCCACGUGGUUUUAUGAUCAUUCGGAACGCAAAGACUGAACUAAGGUGAACAGAUUAAAUUAUUGAGAUCGUAUUGGUGGUUUACGCAAACCCAUGCAAACCUUGCGUGAAAAUGGCCGAUCCGAACUUACGGUUGUUUUCCACAAAGAGUCUUUACGAAUUGUGUGUGUCUGCUGUAGUUGCUAGAUUCCGUGAUUAUAAAUUACAUCUCACUGACUUGCCCAAGAACGUACGAUUUGAUCUCUACUAUCAGUUAUACAAAGAUAAGAAAAUAUGUAUGCUAGGAUCGGAAUUGUCUUGUUUAGAGACUUUCUCCAAAAUGCUCAAAGUCACCAAUCGUCGAAUACAUCUCCUGCAAAUUUUUCAGGCUCCAAUAAAUCAUGGAAUAAAAGUAGAACAAAAUUUGGCUUUCAAAUACGUUAUGUAUUCUUUAGACGAAAGAGAGAAUCCUGCCGUACAGGAUAAAAUUAUAAAUCUAGGUCUCCGACUUGGCGCAUUUCUCAGUGAUGCAGGAUGGUACGCAGAAAGUGAACAAGUAUUGUUUGCUUGCAAGGAAUUGUGUAUUGCCAACAAUCAGACUCCUGAGAAUUGGUUUAGAACCUUGGAUUGUUGUCACAAGCUGUUACAUGCACAAGCGUCAUUUUGUGCUUUUGAUGGAGCUGCAGAAACUCAUAGGCUUGCUAUAGAAAUGAUAGAUAAAUUAAAACACACACAAUAUAGUGCUUGCAACCAUGCUGCACUCUUUGCAGAGUUUAGUGUACUAUUCUUUAUUCGUAGUGAAUACGACGAAGCUUACAGGUGGAGUAUAGAAGCGUUAAGUCAUUUGAAACCAUCUCUUCCUGCGCGAGUUAUCAUCGAUGUUUUAAGACAAGCAGCAAAAUCGUGCGUGGUGAAACGUGAAUUUCAGAAAGCCGGUUUAUUGAUAAGAGAAGCUGUUUAUCUUACGAGAGAAAUAUUUGAUAUAGAUCAUCCAAAAUACAGUGACGUUCUUAUCGAUUAUGGAUUUUACUUACUGAAUUAUGAUAGCAUCAUCAAUAGCGUAUCCGUUUACAAGGUUGCAUUAGAUAUAAGGAAAGAAAUUUUUGGAAAGACUAAUCUACAUGUCGCUUUGGCACACGAAGACUUAGCAUAUGCUCUCUAUGUAUAUGAAUAUAGUUCUGGCAGAUUUAUUGAAGCAAGUCAAAAUGCUGGAACAGCUAUAGAAAUUAUGGAGAAACUGUUACCUCAAAAUCACUUAAUGCUCGCGAGCGCUAAAAGAGUCCAAGCCCUUAUUCUUGAAGAGAUAGCUAUAGAUUCAGCAUCUGCUCCGAAUGCUCCGAUGCCUGUACAACAAUUGUUAGAUAAGUCUGAAAUUCUUCAUUUAUCCGCCUUGGAAUUGGCAAGAACUGCGUUUGGCGAGAGAAAUGUACAGACGGCAAAACACUACGGAAAUUUAGGACGGUUAUAUCAGAGCAUGAAAAAAUUUCAGGAAGCAGAAGAGAUGCAUCUAAAAGCUAUACGAAUAAAAGAAGACUUAUUAGGACCAGAGGAUUAUGAAGUGGGUUUAAGUAUAGGGCAUUUAGCUUCAUUAUACAAUUUUCAUAUGAAGCGAUAUAGAGACGCCGAACAACUUUAUUACCGUAGCAUCGCAAUCAGUUUAAAGUUAUUUGGAAAAAGCUACAGUGGUUUAGAAUACGAUUAUCGAGGACUUUUACAUGUAUAUGCUAAAUUAGAAGACAAUGAGAAAUAUCUUGAAUACACAAAUACAUUAGACAAUUGGAAAGAACUUCGAGACAGACAUGUUGAAUCCGAAGAUCCACCGAUUGAUUUACAAAAACGUCCACAGCCAAUUGAACACAUAAUCAAUAUGUUCUUUAAUAUGUGAUACACCAAGAAGCAUGUCUAAUUUGUACGAAAGUUACUCAUCUGCCUCACAUGAAAACUAUAAAGAAAGAUAAUUAAGGGGUCAAGCCAAAGUGAUCGAAAAAGUUUAUUAUUGUUUAUUUUUCGAACUUAUAUAACCAAAUUGACGUUAUUUCAUUGAUAUAUUUAUAUUGCAUUUUGACAAAAAAAAAAAAAAACCAUUUUUUUAAAGAAAAAUCUAAAAAAUGACAAAGUUAUUUAGAAUUGUCUGAAGUUUUAUGAUAAUAACUCGCAUCUGCGGUGAGAAUUGUGCUAAUUAAAAGUUUAUACUUCUCUGGUAAAAUGACAAAAUUUAAGGAAAAAAGAUUUUUGUUAUUGCAAUAGCAUAGAAUACUAAAAAUAUUAACAAACCUAUAUGCAGUUUUCUCAGUUUUGGGUCUCUUAUAGCAUGCUAAAGCGAUGGAAAGAAUGCGCACUACAGCAGUUACGAGUUCUAACUGCGUGAACUGCAUGAACGCUGUUGUGCGCAUCUCUUCCACCGUUUCAGCAUGCUGUAAGAAAGCCAAAACUGAGAACACUGCGCAUGUCGAAGCACAAAAUUUGGUAUCCGUGAUACUUGAAUACAAAAUAUCUAGUGUGUCUCGUCGCUUUGAAAAAAAUGUUUUGAGAAACGUGUGAUUAGAAUUCAGCACUACACAUAACUUUUUCAUUUUUUUGUAUUUUUAUAAAUGUUAACUGCCACGCCGAUUCUUACGAAUUGACGCUAGACUUCGUUUAUUCUGCACCAAUUCCCACAAACCGGUGAUAGACUUUUGCUUGAAUAUCUUUAGGUUUUAAGAAAUCGUGUCCACAAGAAGUUAAGACUCAUACUUUUGGUUAAAACAAAAAGUCAACGACGGUUCACGGGAACCGGCAUGGCAGCGUGUUAUGCAACACUCUUGGAACAUUUUUCACAGUUACAGUUAUGAUAAUAUAAAAAAAAAGUUGAUUUUUCGAAAAUUUGACCUUGACUUAACCCCUGCAUUACACUAGACAACCACUGAAUCUCUCCGCAAAGGAAAAUUCUUCUAUAUACACCGGUUCAUAUUCGUAAUGUAUCUUACACAAUUAUUUCAUCAGUACCAUUCAGCUGAGUAGUCGGUGGUUAAAAGAACGAUGUAUAAAAAAGAAAUUUCGCGAUGUGAUUUAGUGACGAUCAGUGCUACAUACAAUCAGAAAUUUCGGAAAAUAAUUUAGUAAGUCUCAUUCCAACUUUAAGUCGUAAAACGAAACCAUCGAACAGGUUGCUGAUCUUGAUUACAUUCAGAGAAUAUUGGGCCAAAAUAAUAACAUAUAAAUCUCACAUCAGAGAUUUUGGUAAUUAUGCAGUUUAGCGUCUUUUCUCCAUUUUGGCUAUUGUAACUCGGUUUUUUUUUUAAAGGUUUUGUUUGGUCAGUGUAAUGAGGAAUCAGUCGGGGGAGCUCGAAAAACUUAUGUACUUCUCCUUUUUUUUUUUACAAAAGAAUGGGGGGGAGAGGGGCGAAACUAAACUGCAUAAUUACCGAGAUUUUUUAAUCACAAUUUGGUACGUAUGAUUAAACGAGAGUCAUUCCUGUGUUCUACAGUUAAAAAAAAUUUAUUAAUAAAAUAGUUGUGAGUUGCAUGAUUAAGGCUUUUGACGUCUUAAGGCUGUAGUAAGUACUCAGGAGCCUUAAUAUGUUAUAUACGUCUUGUGUAGUUAUUUUGUAACGCAAAUUGACUACAUGCGUAAUGUGCAAUUACAUAUGGUACAUAUUAUUUUUGGGAAAAAAAUUUAUUAAAUUCAAACAAUAACUGUACCUUAUCCGGAAAACGAUGUUUAGGCCUACUCGAGGCUUGUGAUCCAGGAAAAAGUAAAACAAUUGUUGAAACUUGUAAUUUAUUUUUGAAAAAAAGUGAAAGAAAUAGGAAAUGUCUGUGACAUUGUGUAAAACUUAUGUUUUAGUUUAAGUUCAAACUUGUAUUGAAUUAAAUUUGAUAUUUAUCUGUUUUCAUAUUUUGGGGAGUUUUGCGUCACAAAAUAUGUUUUUAAAUAUAUACCCUCCUCAGUAUUUCCGUAACCUGUAAGUUACAUAAAUUCGUGAUUUUUUUCCAAGUUUUAGCCAGUUUUGCACACCGACAUAGCAUGCUGCAUAUAGAGUGUCCGAUAAUAACCGUAUCACUUGUGGAUAGUUAAAGCAAGUUGUAUUAAGUCAAAAAUUUCUUUACUACUUUGCGAGUUUCGCAAUAAUUAAAUGAGUUAUUAAUAAUUUGUAAAAAUCCGCGAAUGAAACGUGCAUCCAUCGUAAAGACAGCCCGAGUGUUUUUUGUGCUUUGCGGGAAAAGUUUGGUUUUUAAUCAAAAUCAAUAAAAUAAAUUUGAUAUUUAUGAUCUGAAAAAACUACAGUUUUCUGUAAAUCGAUUAUUUAUAGUAACUAUUAUUUAUAUAAAGCUAUUCUCUUAUUGUUACGCGUUUAGCAAUCGUGAGCGCGCAAAAUGCUGUCUGUUUAGGCGCUCAAUGGCGGAUCUUUGUUUACGCGACCAGCAGUGUUCUCAGUUUUGGCUUUCCGGCAAAGUAGUUCUACGUUACUUUGAAAUCUAUGUUUAUUUGUUUAAUGAACACAUAGUGUAUGACGAAGCAUAAUAUUUUGUAUAUUUACACUCAUUUAAAUAGCAGAAUCUUGCGGUCUUCAGAUAAUGUUUCACUCUAAAAUCGUUGGUUGCAAAUGUGUUAACAAUUUAUUGAUUAUUGCGAAACUCGCAAAAUAAUAAAGAACUUUUUGACUUGGUACAACGCGCUCUAUUUAUCCACAAGAAGCGAUGUGGUUAUUAUAUCGAACAUCCUGUAUAAUAAGGCUUAAUGUAUAUAUAUGCUAUUCUAAGAGAAUCUAAGUAGAUCUAAGAAUAGCAUAUGUACCGAGACUGUCUGGGACAGUAGCCAAUCCUUAAAAUAUCAUUUUUGUAUUAUAUUCUUAUUUAAUUCUUAUUUUGUAUUAUAAAUCUUAUUAUAAAUUUUUUUGUAAUAUAAAUGUAAAGACUACAUUAAAACAAACUUCCUGAUUAAAAACUACGAAUAAGUUCUUUGUCUAUAUAUAUUUGUAGUGUAUUUUUACAUGACUUUUUCCAACCCAGAAAAAAAUUGCAAAAUGUUGAAAAAAAUUUCACUACUUUUAGGUCUGAGGAGGAUACAUAAACUAUAAAACAUUUGCUACAGGUUAAUAAUUUUAAUUUUUUUAAAUAGAUCAGAUUUCUUAUCUACAUUUUAUUUUUCCUAGUAUGGAUUAUUUACCGAAAGCAUUUGUAAUUUGUUCUAAUUUAUCUAUUAUUCAGUUUUAUAAACUUUGAAUACGUAUAAUUUUUUGUGUAUAAUUUUUUAAAGCACACAAACAAUCAUCAACAUACAAAUCAGAAUGAAUGUGUGUGAUAACAUCAUGUAUAAAUAAUUAAGAUAGAUAGUAAAGCUUUUAAAAUUCGAAUGAAUAACCAUGUAGUUUGAAGUGUUGCUUUCAUCAGUUUGUAAAGCGUGACUUUGUUAUCUUAAAUUUAAAAAUAUAUUUUGUUUCAUAUUUUAUAUAAAGUUUUUUUUUUUGUAUUGAUCACACACACAUACAUACGUUUCGUUCCUAAAUAUAACAAAUAUAGACAAUUGAAAGCUGUGGAUGCGCGCUUGCUUUUUGCUUUCAUAUCACAUACCAUACUAAAGACACAUCUUCAGAUAAACCUUAAAAUUUGCGCCAAUUAUUAAUUUGUAUUAUACUUAAGUUCUGAGAAUUUUAUUAGGCACAUUAGAUAUAUAUGUCGAGCAAUGGUGUAUCCGUUAAUAUUGUAAAGUUUGUAUAAUUAAGGUUAGUACAAUCAAGGAGUAAUAAAUUUAAGUAAUAAUCGCUUAGAUCUUAUUAUAUUUUAUCUUUCAUUUAAUU
This is a messenger RNA of Pseudomyrmex gracilis, 6790 nucleotides long. It is a transcript of the gene Pat1, whose product is annotated as amyloid protein-binding protein 2. NCBI's taxonomy places the organism in Eukaryota, Metazoa, Arthropoda, Insecta, Hymenoptera, Formicidae. Bases 1144 to 2895 code for a protein of 583 amino acids. Gene Ontology annotation, biological process: intracellular protein transport. Gene Ontology annotation, molecular function: protein binding. The record is from RefSeq and is a predicted model, not a curated record. The transcript has 11 exons.